Molecule: messenger RNA, 4167 nt
Organism: Chondrus crispus (carragheen)
Lineage: Eukaryota; Rhodophyta; Florideophyceae; Gigartinales; Gigartinaceae
Exons: 4
Coding region: 1-4167 (1388 amino acids)
Biological process (GO): DNA repair; telomere maintenance
Molecular function (GO): DNA helicase activity
Source: RefSeq, a predicted model, not a curated record
AUGAUCCGUGUUGAGUGUUCACACUGCAAAGCUCUGCAUUUCGUCCAAGAACGCAUUGGGGGCAGCUCUGCCGCAAGGCCCAUUUUUUCCACAUGCUGUGGGAAGGGGAAGCUGUCAUUGCCGCUUCUCCCCGACCCGCCAGCUCUUCUGCGCUCUCUUCUCAUCGAUGAUACUCCAAGGGCCCGCAGCUUCCGUAAGAACAUUCGAGCAUACAAUGUAGCACUAUCGAUGGCAUCCGUGGUCGCCAAAUGGGUGAACAGAGGUCCCGGUCCUUCUAAUUUUAACCCCACAAUGACGAUGCAGGGCGGGAUGUACCAUUACAUGGGUCCCAUGAUGCCAUCCGAAGGGCGGGCGCCUUCCUAUGCUUCCGUUUACAUUCAUGACACUGACUACGCCACCCAGACGCGCACAAGGCUUGGAAACUCUAGACAACUGGAAGAGGCACUGAUGACGCAACUGACACACAUGCUGCACGAAUGCAACGCCUACGUGCAGACGUUUCUGUGUAUGCGAGAAUGGGCUCACUCUCCUCACAACAACUUUCCUGCCACGUACCAGAUGGUCAUCCAUGCCGACCGCAGGCCAAGUCAUGAGCACGUGCGCCGGUACAAUGGUCCCGAAGCUUCUGAAGUCGCCGCAUUGAUCCCUGGAAAUGAAGACGGAGAGAUUGGGCGAAGAGAUAUCGUAGUGCGCAGGAGAGGGACUCUGAACAGUAACGGGAACGAAGUGCUGGAUCUGAUUUCAGUCAGUCAUCGCGCAUACGAUCCAUUGAGUUACGUGCUUUUGUUCCCGAACGGUAGAGAUGGAUGGUAUCCAGAGCUUCGAUUCUCCAGUGUUCAAGACGGCAGACGUACCAAGAUUACUCCGAUGAUGUACUACGGAUGGCAUUUGUUCGAAAGAGCAGGCGAGUUCAGCACAAUCUUGCACGCAGCACGACUCUUUCAGCAAUACUUGGUUGACCAGUUCUGCAAAGUGGAGGCAGAAAGGCUUUCUUAUCUCCGCCACAACCAGACACAACUUCGAGCCGCCGACUACACCUCACUGCGCGACAGCCUAGGAGACUCCGGUCGUGCUGAAGAUGAAGCCGAUGCCGUGCGUGCAGGACGACUGUUCAUUCUCCCUUCCACGUACAUUGGAGGUGACCGCUAUAUGAGGCAGCAGAUGCACGACAUCAUUGCUAUAUCGAACCAAAUUGGCCACCUGGACAUCUUCCUCACCAUGACAUGCAAUCCAAGCUGGCCGGAGAUCACAAGAGCCCUACUGCCGAACCAAACGCCUCAGGACAGACCGGAUCUGUGCGCACGUGUGUUUCGUCUGAAAAUGAAAGAUCUCAUGUCCUUGGUCAUCAACGAAGAAGUAUUCCGAACCGUUGUUGCCCAUGUACGAGUCAUCGAGUUUCAGAAACGCGGUCUUCCCCACGCUCACGUUGUAUUUUUCCUAGAUGAAGUCUCCAAGAAUGAUCUGCGUACUCCCGAAAACGUCGACCGCAUUAUCUCUGCCGAGAUCCCGUCUGCCCAAGAUCCAGAACUCCAAGAGGUCGUGCUCAAGCAUAUGAUUCACAAUCCAUGUGGAGAACACAAUCCAACAGCCGUGUGCAUGGGCGAGCGGUACUGCAGGAAAGGGUUUCCAAAAUCGUUCAAACACGAAACCAGCCAGUCCGACAGUGAGUACUACAUCACGUACCGAAGAAGGGCACCCUCUGCAGGUGGCGUCUCCAUCGAGCGACCCUCCCACAACUCCUGGGUCGUUCCCCACAGUCCUGUGCUUCUACGUUCAUUCGCUUGCCAUUUGAAUGUUGAACUCUGCGUGUCACGCGUUGGCGGAAUCAAGUACCUCUUCAAGUAUGUGUGCAAGGGACAAGACCGAGUGACCAUGGAAAUCACUGCCGAGAACGAGCGCUACGACGAGAUCUCCAACUUCCAAGAUGCCAGAUACGUUUCGGCGUCGGAGGCCGCAUGGAGGUUAUUCUCCUUUGACAUUGUAGACCGCAAUCCUCCAGUAGUCAGGCUUGCAGUGCAUCUGCCCAACCACCACACGGUUUACUUUGAGGAAGGGCGAGAGCAGGAGGCGGCGCUUCGACCAGCAACAGGCACGAAGCUGACCGAGUGGUUUAAAGCCAACGAGAAGUACCCAAGCGCGCGGCAUAUUCGGUACCACAAGUUUCCAAGGUACUUUACGUGGAAGACACACACCAAGUCAUGGACCUACGAUUUCAGUGGUACAGGUGUCAACGUAGUCGGUCGAAUCUACACUGUCAGUCCGAGGGAGGGUGAGCGCUACUUUCUUCGCCUCCUCCUCACACAAGUGCCAGGUGCAACAUCCUUCGAGAACUUGCGAAAUAUCGACGGUGAGCAGUGCACCAGCUUCCGACAAGCUUGCUUACGACUCGGUUUGCUGGCCGACGAUGCCGAGUGGAAGCACGCAAUCCGAGAUUCAUUCCGGUCAAGCUUCGUUCCUCUUUCUCAUCUGUUUGCUACGAUUCUGGCACACUGCCAGCCUUCGGACCCUCUCUCGCUGUGGAACGACCACCUGGACAUGUUUCUCACCGAUAUUCGCAAUCGUGCACGCGGACAACCUAUUCGAAGACAGCAGCUUCGCGAUGAUCACCACGCCACAUCUUACGUGCUUCGAGAGGUACAGGAGGCCCUGCAGAUCGUGCCGCAGCAGUGGGAAGAGCGACUACAGACGUCGUUGCCGCUGUUGAACACAAAUCAACGCCAUGCCUUUGACGAAAUAGUGGGCUCCAUGCUUCCAGGCGUAUCCGUCUUUGCAUUGCUUCAAGGAUCCUCAAGCGCCGUGGCAGGACCUUCUAUGCCGACACGAAGUGGUCGUCUCUUCUUCCUCGAUGCUCCAGGCGGAACAGGCAAAACAUUCGUGCUCAGCGCCAUUCAAGACUUCCUUCGUACGCGCCGUAAGCAAGUCAUCGCUGUCGCUACGUCUGCUGUUGCUGCUGUGUUGCUCGACGGUGGACGCACCGCUCAUUCCGUGUUCAAGGUUCCCAUUCCUGUAUCUGCCGAAAGCACGUGCAGCUUCUCCGCAAACUCCGACACUGGCCGUACACUGCAACAAGUCGAUCUCAUCAUAUGGGACGAGAUCGUCAUGUGCCAUCGACAUUGCAUUAAGACUGUCGAUCGCUCCCUUCGCGACUUGAUGCAAACCGACUGGCCCUUCGGAGGAAAGUUCCUCGUGCUCGCUGGAGACUUUAGACAAAUCCUUCCCGUCGUUCCGGGCGGGUCCAGAGGUCAAAUCGUGAGUGCGUGCGUCAAGGCUUCCCCGCUGUAUCGAGAGUGCCGAUUCCUGCGCCUUACCGAGAACAUGCGCCUUGCUGCUCUCCGAGCGGACCCUGCAGCAGAUGUGGAGGCUCUCAACUUUCCAGAGUUCCUCCUCAGCGUCGGGGAAGGCAGAAUUAACGGCCAACAGCGCCCGGAAUGGAUCUCACUACUACAGUCCGUUGCGUUCGAGCAUACCAUCCGCAAUUUAUGCCUCAAGGUCUUCCAAGGGAUUCGAGACAAUCACGCCGACCCUGCCUGGCUCACCAAGCGCGUUAUACUCACCACAAAGAACAGGCCGCUCGAGGAAGUCAACGAGGUCAUCGGCAACAUGAUUCCGGGACCGUGUCGAACGUACCUGAGCGCAGACAAGGUCGAGAACGAAGACACCAACGCGCUAAUGUAUCCCACAGAAAUGCUCAACACCUUGACCGCCGGAUCUGCUCUACCAGACCACAAGCUCAAGCUCAAGAAAGGCUUCAUCGUCAUGCUUCUGCGCAAUCUCGAUCCCGCUACCGGUCACGUCAACGGCGCGCGAUAUGUCAUCGAGAACAUGACCAACAACCUGCUCUUUCUACGCGUUACCACCGGGUCACACCAAGGCAACAGACUUUGUCUUCCUCGAAUGCCCUGCGGACCAGGAGACGACAACUUUCCCAUCCCUGGCUUCACCCGAACGCAGUUCCCCAUUCGCACGUGCUUCGCCCUUACAACGAACAAAGCGCAAGGCCAAUCCUUCGGUGGCCGCAUUGGUCUCGACUUACGAGAUCACUGCUUCUCGCACGGUCAACUCUACGUCGCACUAUCAAGGACUACUCACCCAGGGAACGUCACUGUCCUCACUCGAGAGUCCAAUGAAACAACGCGAAACAUAGUGUACCCCGAGGUCCUUCAGUAG